AUUUGGAAUGAUAACUAUACGGCGGUUAUGAUGAGUUAGUUUAUGCAUUCGACAAUCGAGAAGCGCAUUUUUCAAAACGUUCAACCGUUGCGUUUAUGGUGAUGAACGUAUCGCCGGCAAAGCAUAGUUUCACGUUGACCCUUGCGCCGUCGUUCGCGUGUAUUAUCGACGUUACGUGAAUCGUUUCGCCGAGUCACGUCAACACGAUCGGAAAGUCACCGGGCCAUCCAUUCGCUGAUACGGGCUGUACCGAUUGCUGUUAUCGGCCGCGCGAAGCGAGAGGGGCAAGCGGUUCCAGCGCAAUAGCGCAUUCCGGCAAGUACGCACUAUCAACAUGUCCAUUCUCGCCGCAAGAGUUUCGGCCACGGUAUCACAGGUAGGAUCCCGUCUACUGUCAUCCAUGGCUCAGGCACUGGAAACUCACGGAGUUGUUCCAGACGUGAUAGAGAAGGCACCUUCAGCUCUGCUGAAUGUGAGCUAUCCCAAUAACAUAAAGGUUGAGAUUGGCAAAGUGCUCACUCCGACUCUGGUCAAGGACCAACCCACUGUUCAGUGGGAUGCCGAGGCAAAUGCACUUUACACUUUGUGUAUGACUGAUCCUGAUGCUCCGAGUAGAGAAAAUCCGAAAUUUCGGGAAUGGCAUCAUUGGUUGGUCGGCAAUAUUCCUGGAUCAGAUGUGUCCAAGGGAGAGGUUCUCUCCGAGUACGUUGGUUCUGGACCACCGCAGGGUACAGGCCUGCAUCGAUACGUAUUCCUGUUGUACAAACAAAAUAACAAGCUCACCUUCACUGAAAAGCGUCUGACUAAUCGCAGUGGUGACAACCGCGGCAAAUUUUCCAUUAAGAACUUUGCUGCGAAAUAUAAGCUCGGCGAUCCGAUCGCUGCUAACAUGUUUCAGGCAGAGUACGACGAUUACGUACCAAUACUGUAUAAACAGCUUGGAAAUUAAAUUUAUACAGUAUAUUUUGUAACACGAUGCGAUGAUGCAUAUAUUUUACAGCUUUAGAAUUAAGUCUCAGUUCCGGUGUUCUUUACCAUGUGAAACACUUGUAUUUCUCUAUAAAAUAAACAGAUUUUCAAACUA
This is a messenger RNA of Ooceraea biroi (clonal raider ant), 1084 nucleotides long. RefSeq names its product protein D2. NCBI's taxonomy places the organism in Eukaryota, Metazoa, Arthropoda, Insecta, Hymenoptera, Formicidae. The record is from RefSeq and is a predicted model, not a curated record.